AAGCCGGACCGCUUCAAGCUGGCUCCGGAGAUGGAUGUGUUCGUGUCGGACUUCCUGCAGGAGUGUCAGGACGCAGACAAACAGCUGAUCGUGAUGGUGCGCUUCUCCGCGUUGACCAACAAGGGCUACCCGGUGGUGCCGUCGGUGUGGAGGGUGGUGCAGCACCUGCAGCCGGCCGCCGUGGAGCAGUACGUCGCCUGGCUGAAGAAAACCUUCCUGCAGCCGCAGAUCGACAAACUGCUGGACUUCAGCACGCGCAAGCAGAAGGACAACCCGGCAGCCAAGGAACAGAAGGAUGACUCCGUCUUCCGCCUGAGGAAGUGGAUUAUCUCUCGGCUCUGUGCGAUCAUCGAUAACCACCUGGUGAAGAAGUCUGAGGAUCUGAUCAUGGAUGUGGCCAGGUUUGUCUUCUUCCACGCGUUCUUCGGCACCAAGAAGGCCUCGGCCGACAUCCCGGAGACGAAGGGGAAGCUGUCCGUCCCGCUGGACGAUAAAAUCAGAGCCGUGCUCGUCAACUCUUUCUUUGG
This is a messenger RNA of Notothenia coriiceps (black rockcod), 527 nucleotides long. RefSeq names its product myb-binding protein 1A-like protein. The annotation marks the transcript as partial. Gene Ontology annotation, molecular function: RNA binding; transcription corepressor activity; sequence-specific DNA binding. The transcript is spliced from 3 exons. Lineage: Eukaryota; Metazoa; Chordata; Actinopteri; Perciformes; Nototheniidae. Gene Ontology annotation, biological process: regulation of DNA-templated transcription. The record is from RefSeq and is a predicted model, not a curated record. Gene Ontology annotation, cellular component: nucleolus.